AUGGAUACCACCCCCAUCAUUGAUAGAUAUAAGACGUCUGACGGUGGUAUGGCUCCAUGCCCCCCUGAUGCCGAUCUCAUGGCGGCAAUCGACAUGGUUCUCCAUCCGGUUGUGGUCCAUUCGCCAUUCCGCUAUAUCACUAUCCUUCCUCCAGACCAACGCGGGGAUUUAUAUGAAACUUCUGCGCCAUCAAAUGGACAUGAACUGGUCAUGCCACAUACAAGCCCACCGAAGCCCCUCUCUGGCAUCUUCGCUAGUCGCAUUCAAUUUGCCGUUGAUGUACUCAAGGAUAUUCCCAGAAUGAUGGUUGUUGAUACACAAACACCAUGGUGUCAUCGCCAGCUCUAUAAGAAUAACAUGCCAAAAGAAAUGCAAGGUGGGUGCAAAGGGUACAGAUUAGAUGUUGACGGUAUAUCUGACAGCAUUAUAGAUGCGUUCACCUGCUGUUCUCUCUACAUGACUAAGAAUGAGAUCAACGCUCCAGUACUAAUAUCAAUAUUCGAUUCGCGUAUUAAUGACCUCUUAUCAUCACCACCACCUACAACGCCUCUAGAGCUUCUCGCUCGAAUCCACGCCCUUGUUCUAUAUCUUAUCAUGCGACUAUUCGACGGAAAUACAAGAUCAAAGCCAUCAUCACAAUGCCUAUUCGACGUACUAGAAGUUUCAGUUCAGUCCCUUCUAAGCUGCAUCCAAUUACCGCACCCAUCAGAGCCCCUGGAAUUACUGCCUAUAUCUAUGGACCCGGUGAUGAAUUUCUGGGAUUCAUGGAUCUUCCAGGAGUCAGCGCGGCGCACCGUGAUGAUGGUGUUCUAUUUUGUGUCUAUACAUAAUUUUGUGCAAGGAAGACCGGCCCCGGUCUGUGAUGGGAAGCUAGGACUUGAUCUUGCGUGGUAUCAAUCUGCACAUCUUUGGAAUGCCCAGAGCGCGUUUGAUUUUGCUGUUGCUUGGACGGAGAACCUGCAUUUCAUCGUUUAUAAUGCGGACUUUUCUGGUUUACUACAGGAUGCAAAGCCAGAUGAUGUCGAUCUGUUUGGGAGGAUGCUACUUGUUACGAAAUUUGGCAUUGAUGAGACUAAAGCUUGGUUUUAUGCACGAGGUGGUACGCUGUGA
This is a messenger RNA of Penicillium nucicola, 1110 nucleotides long. RefSeq lists its product as uncharacterized. The record is from RefSeq and is a predicted model, not a curated record. The transcript has a single exon. Bases 1 to 1110 code for a protein of 369 amino acids. NCBI's taxonomy places the organism in Eukaryota, Fungi, Ascomycota, Eurotiomycetes, Eurotiales, Aspergillaceae.